This is a messenger RNA of Nicotiana tabacum (common tobacco), 336 nucleotides long. NCBI's taxonomy places the organism in Eukaryota, Viridiplantae, Streptophyta, Magnoliopsida, Solanales, Solanaceae. The record is from RefSeq and is a predicted model, not a curated record.
CCCCUCUUACUUCUCUUCUCUUACAAAAAUCCCUCGCUGGAGCAACGUGAAGAGAGAUCUGCAUCGGCGCCGCAACAGCAGCAGAAGUGAAGAUGGAGGCAGCGAGAACUGUGAAAGAUGUUUCCCCUCACGAGUUUGUGAAGGCUUAUGCCGCUCACCUCAAGCGCUCCGGCAAGAUGGAGCUUCCUGAGUGGACUGAUCUCGUCAAGACUGGUAAACUAAAAGAGCUUGCUCCAUAUGACCCUGAUUGGUACUAUAUUAGAGCUGCCUCUAUGGCAAGGAAGAUCUAUUUGAGGGGUGGUAUUGGUGUUGGUGGAUUCCGAAGAAUCUAUGGUG